CUUCCAGAUUUGGAGUUGUUUAUACGACCGCCCUUUCGUUGUGACUGUUCUCUCCAUAGCCGUACUGAGGCUGAGGCAUUGCACUCGCUUGGAAAUCAACAGCAUAUAUCAAAAGAUCCCUUUUGUCCGUCCCUUGCGAUCCAAUUCAGCAACCACACGCGACUCCUCAGCAUGGCGGACGUCGACGGCAAGAUGAAAGAUCUCUCCAUAUCGGAGACGGGCAAGAAGAAGGACGCACAGCCCAAGAAGGCUCCCAAGAAGCCCCAGCAGCAGAAGAAGAAGAUCGAGGGCGCUGCUCUCAUCGGAAUUGACGUGGCCAAGGAGGAUGACUUGGCGGAGUGGUACCAGCAGGUGAUUACCAAGGGCGAGAUGAUCAGUUUCAGUGAUAUUUCUGGUUGUUAUAUCCUCGAGCCGAACUCGUACGCGAUCUGGGAUGCGAUCCGGGAAUGGUUCGACAAGAAGAUCAAGACCAUUGGCACGCGUAACGCAUACUUUCCGCUGUUCAUCAGCAAGAGCAAUCUCGAGCGCGAGAAGGAGCACAUUGAAGGGUUCGCUGCCGAGGUCGCAUGGGUGACGCAGGGCGGAUCAACAAAGUUGGAGGUGCCCCUCGCGGUCCGCCCUACCAGCGAAACCGCAAUGUACCCGCACUUCAAGAAGAAGAUCCAGUCGCAUCGGGAUCUGCCCCUGAAGCUGAACCAGUGGAACAAUGUUGUGCGAUGGGAGUUCAAGCAUCCCAUGCCGUUCAUCCGGAGUCGAGAGUUCCUCUGGCAGGAAGGUCACACUGCCCAUCUUACCAAAGAAGAGGCCGGCGCGGAAGUUCGACAGGUCCUGGACUGGUACUCGGAUGUCUAUCAGGAGCUGCUUGCGGUUCCUGUUGUCAAGGGUGUGAAGACGGAGAAUGAGAAGUUCCCCGGCGCCGACUACACCACCACCAUUGAAGGAUUCAUCCCGGCCACUGGCAGAGGUAUCCAGGCUGCAACGUCGCAUUGCUUGGGUCAGCACUUCUCCAAAAUGUUCGACAUCACUGUGGAAGAUCCCAGCGUGAAGGAGAGCGGCAAGUCGGAGAAGAUCUACGUGUGGCAGAACUCCUGGGGUUUGACAACGCGGUCCAUUGGUGUCAUGAUCCUUACCCAUGGUGACAACAGAGGCCUCGUCAUUCCCCCGCGAGUUGCCGAAAAGCAGGUUGUCCUCAUUCCUGUCGGCAUCACUGCUAAAACCACUCCCGAGGCGAAGGAGAAUCUCUAUAAGAGCUUGCGCGAGAUUGCGGGUGAUCUCGCGUCGGUAGGCCUACGCGUCGAACUGGACCUUCGGGAAGGCUACUCUCCUGGCUGGAAGUUCAACGACUGGGAGUUGAAGGGUGUCCCUCUCCGCAUCGAGUAUGGUCCCAAGGACGCCGAGAAGGGCCAAGUGACCACCUCGCGGCGCGACAUCAACGACAAGGACGCCGCACGAGGCGAAGUCAGAAUCCACGACCUCAAGACCGCCAUUCCGGAGCUGCUGGAGAGGAUCCAGGCCGACAUGUUCGCCAAGGCCGAUAAGGCCUACCGCGAGCACCGCGUCCAGAUCACCAACUGGGAUGACUUUGUGCCCACGCUGAAUGGCAAGAAUGUCCUCCUGGUGCCUCACUGCCACGGCGGCAAGUGCGAGGAUGAGAUCAAGGAGAAGAGCGCGCGGACCGCGAUUGGCGAUGACACGACCGAGGAUGCGAAGGCCCCGGCUAUGGGAGCGAAGAGUCUGUGUAUCCCUUAUGAGCAGCCGGAGGGGAUCAAGGAAGGGGAGACGAAGUGCAUCAAUCCCACUUGCGAGGCUCCUGCAAAGUCUUGGGUGAUGUUUGGAAGGAGUUAUUAGGUGCGCUUCGAUGAGGUUUUGAGGGAAAUAGAAGGAACAGGGCUGGAUCGGAUGAUUGUUGAGGCGGUGGGUGUGGGGGGUGAUGAUACCGUAUUUCGUGUGACAUGUCUAUAUCGAUUAGCGAGAUGCUCCAUCCAGCGGCCAGUGUGACAAUUGAAAGAGAAUAUGAGAAUAUGAGUGCAUAU
This is a messenger RNA of Westerdykella ornata, 2033 nucleotides long. RefSeq names its product prolyl-tRNA synthetase. NCBI's taxonomy places the organism in Eukaryota, Fungi, Ascomycota, Dothideomycetes, Pleosporales, Sporormiaceae. Bases 172 to 1848 code for a protein of 558 amino acids. The transcript has 5 exons. The record is from RefSeq and is a predicted model, not a curated record. Gene Ontology annotation, molecular function: ATP binding; proline-tRNA ligase activity. Gene Ontology annotation, biological process: prolyl-tRNA aminoacylation. Gene Ontology annotation, cellular component: aminoacyl-tRNA synthetase multienzyme complex; cytoplasm.